Molecule: messenger RNA, 2803 nt
Organism: Theobroma umbraticum
Lineage: Eukaryota; Viridiplantae; Streptophyta; Magnoliopsida; Malvales; Malvaceae
Source: RefSeq, a predicted model, not a curated record
CACUCUUUUCCUUUGUAUAAAUCCCAGUCAACUGCUUGCCAGUCUUUACCAUGAAUGUUUUCUUUUCCAAUUUCUUUCUUUUCUUCUUUUGAAUUUUCCCAUUCUUCUAACUCACGGUGCACCUUAAAUGCGCAACGAAAUUAGAGAAAAAGAAAAAUUAGCAACGGCCCUCUAUUAAUCUCUGUUAUUAAUUCUGCUCCCGCGGAGCCGUGGGGCCGUUACUUAGAGAACCCGUAGAAGAUGUCAUCGGAACCCUCAAAAUUUUGCCUUGGUUGAUUUUUUUAACAAUUGUUUUUGCUUUCAGGUGAGCUGGUUAGCAAGCGACACGUGUCUUUCAUGGGCUGCGCCACCUCAAAACUGGAGCAGCUGCCGGCGGUCUCCCUGUGCCGCGACCGCUGCAACUUCCUCGAGGAAGCUCUCCAACAAAGCUACGCCCUGGCCGAUGCACACGUGGCUUACAUGCAGUCGCUCAAGACUCUAGGCCCCAGUCUCCACUGUUUCUUCGACCAAAGCAUCAAGUCUACCUCCGGGGAUGACGACUCCUCCGCCGUCGCCACCGAGAAACCGCCGAAGAAACCUUCUCCUCAGGCUUCGCCGGACCAUUCUGUUUCGAGUUCGAACUCAGAUUCGCACAUUCAAUUCGAUACUGAUUCGGAAGAGGAAGAGACAGGCAAAGAACGUAGUAGAUCUUUUAACCAAAUCCAUCAAAGUUAUCUUAAUCAUGGAAUCCUAACAUCAUACUCUUUGCCUAAUCAUAAUUAUAACACUAAUACGUACCAAAACAGCGAAUUCAGUGGUUCGGGCUGGAAGACACCUCCACCUCCGGCUCCGAGAAGCGCGGCUUGGGAUUACUUGAAUUUUUUUGAUGAAAUUUACGAGAGAUACGAGUUGCCUUAUUGUUCGAGCAAAGCAGUGAAGAACAAAGAAGGAGCUCCUGAUCUUGAAGCCGAACUCGUAAAGCAAAUUAAUGGAGAUGCAAAAUCCAGCGCAAAUUACACAAAAGCAAAAAAGGAAGAGAACCCGUGUGGAAAAACUGUACCAGUAAAGAACGGUGAUGGAGAGAAUAAGAAGAACGUAGAUUCGGAGACGGAACAGGUUCAAAAGAGGACUGAUUUAAAUGAACCGAAAAAUCAAAGCGGUAAACAAAGUGUCUCUGAGGUAAUGAAAGAAUUGCAAGUCCUAUUCCAGAAAGCUUCGGAGUCCGGGUAUGAAGUUUUGAAAAUGCUUGACACUGGAAAAUUUCGUUAUCAUCACAAGAAAUCUGUUUAUCAAGGUUCGACGAAUAUUAUUCAUAUGAUUACGUCAAAUUCAUUCGAAACAGAGUCCUUACUAUCCAAACAGAAGAUUAGUUCUGCGGAUAAAGAUGAGAUUGUGAGUUCACAGAAUCUGUCAUCUACUAUCAGGAAACUGUGCAUGUGGGAGAAGAAGCUCUAUGAUGAAGUCAGGGCCGAGGAAAAGCUGCGUAUAAUUCAUGCAAAGAAAUGUAGGCAGAUUAAAAGCUUGGAUCAGAAAGGUGCUGAUGCUCACAGAGUUGACUCCACGCGGACUUUGAUUAGGGCCUUAUCUACUAAGAUGAGAGUUGCAGUUCAAGUUAUUGACAAGAUAGCAAUUACUAUAAAUAGGCUGAUGGAUGAAGAGUUGUGGCCACAGAUAAAUGAACUGAUUUGCAGAUUGUUUGAAAUGUGGAAGGUAAUGCUAGAAUGCCAUAGCUGUCAGUGCCGAAAGGUUAUGGAAGCUAAAUGCUUGGAUGUUAUUCCUCUGAAUGGAAAGCUGAUUAAUGAUGCUCAGCUUGAAGUGGCAAUAAAAGUAAAGCUUGAGCUUCAAAACUGGACCCUUAGCUUCUCUAGCUGGAUUGAAGCCCAGAGGGGCUAUGUCAAAGCUUUGAAUGGUUGGGUACGAAGAUGUCUCCAAUAUGAACCAGAGGAAACAGCAGAUGGUAUAGCACCUUUCUCCCCUGGUAGAUGCGGAGCACCCCCUGUGUUUGUGAUCGUGAACCAGUGGUCAGAAGCCAUGGAUAGACUGUCGGAGAAGGAAGUGGUUGAAGCGGUGCAUGGACUUUUCAUGAGCAUAAACCAAGUGCAAGAACAUCACAAUGCAGAUCUGCAACAAAGGAUCAUUGCUGAUAAGGAUAUGGAAAGAAAAGUAAAGAUCUUGGAAAAGGAGGAGCAAAAGAUAAAAAAAUUAAUGCAAGCUCGAGUUAGAAAGAUGACACUGUUGGCAAGGGAAGAGACUGCUGCCCUUCUACCUACAGAUACACGUCGCAGUGAUAUAAGGGUUGCAACUAGUGUACAGCAUGGUUUAAAGCAGAUUUUUGUGGGAAUGGAGAAGCUUGCCACUCAGUCCAGGCAAACUUAUCAGGAGCUUCAUAAAUGCAUUGAAUUGUACCGGGCCUCUCAAGAUAAACCUGAUUGUCGUCCUUGAUCAUGGUUAAGGCAUCUAAGGCUGGUUCUGAAUGGUUAAGGAUGACUUCGCUACCUCCUUCCCUUGGUGAAAGUCAACGUCAUGAAUUGUAAAAGUCUUAGUCGGUAGGCAUCUUCCCAUCGUUUGUCCUUUUGAUUAAGAUAAGGUUUUGAAUUUUGGGUUGAGCAAGACUUGACAAAAGCAUCCUUAUCAGCUGCAAGUUCAUCGUUUAAAAGCUGCCAAGCUGCUUGAAAGAAGGAAAGUUUCACACCUAGUUUUUAAAGACUCGUAUAUGCUUGAUUAAUUUAUGUUGCCUCAGAAUGUGCUUUGGCGAGGUAGCGAUUUUUGGCAUCAGCUGCACCGGAUGCUUGCCAGCAUAUUAUUAAUUUAUUAUUAUUAUUCG